Porites evermanni is the source of this 5681-nucleotide messenger RNA. The record is from the annotation of a GenBank genome assembly. Lineage: Eukaryota; Metazoa; Cnidaria; Anthozoa; Scleractinia; Poritidae.
UAUUCUACGCACAUUAUUGGCAAAUGGCACCUUGGCUUCUUUCGUUGGCCUUACACCCCGUUAUAUCGUGGCUUCGACUCCUUUUACGGUUUUUACGGUGGAUAUGAAGAUUACUACAGCCAUGAAAAUGAGGGAAUCCUUGAUUUGCUUGACAACAAAAAACCCGUAAGAGAUAAGAGUGGAGUUUAUUCGGCAACGCUGUACGCUGAGGUACUUACAGACUUCCAGAUUGUCAGGAGCUUAUAACUCGGAGACAGCAACUCCCAUACUAGGCCUAUGCAAAGGCUUUUUUACGGACCAGUUUAUUUUAAGACACUUUUUACUGCGUAGGGCACUUUUUACUGCGAAAAUGGAGUCUCCGCCACGUCUAUGAACAUUCGAAGAACAAGAUACCAAAAGGAAUACGCAACGUCAUUAAAAGGCAAAAAUUAUCAUUUUUAAGUCUGUAGGUUUUGUCGAUUGCUUUGUGGGACUUAAAAGAUAUCCUCAAUUCCCAGCAAAACCGUUCUCAAAAUAAACUGGUCCAUAAAAACGCCGUGACACGAGUACAUGGAAGUUGCUCGCCUCAGGUUAUGGGCUCCUGAGAUUGUUAAAUAGUACUCAUUACCAAAAUACAGUAGAACCCAAUAAUAUGACUUUUCCUCCAUGAAAAUUUGACCGUAGUCACCGGUUUAGUGUCCUAUCUCCCUCCAAGGCGAGGGCUGUAAGGCUCAAUUUUUGCGAGGCCUAAAACAAUUAGAGUGCUUUAGAUUCUAUGACGAGCUGGAGUUGAAUUAUAAAAGCUAGUACGACUACGAGAACGAAAUUUCCUCAAUACUAAGUAGUGCGCGCGCGUGAACCAGCGUCAUUUUGGCGGGAAGACUUGGUAGCCGUCGUCAUUCUACUACGAGUUUUAGCGAGAAUGUCGCAAUCAGAAAACUAGGUUGUCAAAUGGUAGAAGAUUUAUCAUUUUACGAUCAAGAGAGGGCUUAACCUCCUUCAAUAUAGCCGCAGUGCUAUCUUUUCUAACGAAAAAAAAAAAUAAAACUGAAGCUUUCCGGGGUGUCUAUUUUUUGAGGAUAGGCGAAAAAACUUUUCGUUAAAUCUCGUACUCGUAGUCGUUCUCGUCCUGGAAUCUAAAGUUCUCUAUUGUCUGAGUUCGCAUCCAGACCGAACGCAAUGCAAGCUCGUUGUACUCAGGUUGUCUUUAUGCAUAAAUAUAUGACGAUAGCGUGCCCUACAGUUCCCUACUGAUAUAUACAGCUAUUUCGAGAAAGGUCGUCGGAUAAAGUGCACGCGACAACUCCGAAAGGUAUUGUGGGUGGUUUUGAGUGCACUGUUUUUCAAAGAAAUUUGAAUGAAUGGCAGGAGAUGCCAUGGACGUAUGUCUGCGAGUGCUAAAGGAAAGCAACAGUGUAUUGAACAUAUCCCAUAUAACGUUUCGGGAUUGUCGCGUGCACAUUUUUUCCGACAACCGUUCUCGAAAUAGCUGUAUAUAAAAAAAACCUUGACAAACUCGUCUGUUCUUUUUGCGCCAGUAUUGGUGAUCAAGAAAUGCUUGGGGAUGAAUCUCGAUGGCAGAAGUAUUUCACAUAGAAACUGGUCAGUAAUUUGUUUACCCACGAAACUCUUAGGAGUUUCUAAGAAACCGUCCUGUCGGCUUCGAAAUAUAAGCGAAAAUCAAGUUAAAAGAACAUUUCUAAAUCAGUUUAUGACUUGGUUUCUUUUUCUAUUAAACAGCAAGCAAGAAGAGUGAUCCUAUCGCACAAUACAUCCAAACCCUUGUUUUUAUACCUUCCAUUUCAAAGUGUGCAUGGACCAUUAAGCGUUGAUCUAAAAUACGAAGAGAAGUAUCGAGGAAUUCGCAACAAGGCGAGGCGAACUCAUGCUGGCAUGGUCGACAUUAUGGACGAAGCGAUAGGAAACGUCACAGAAGCUAUGAAAGAGGCUGGGUGAGUCGUCAACGGUACAAGUUCGUUAAUAGAGACUUUUCACAUUCUAAGGCAAAGUCGCCUACAAGGACAAGGUUUUACUGCGCGCGCAGGAACCAGAGUGGCUGGAAAACUUGAUAGCCAUCGUCAUUCUCUUACGAAGUGUACUGAGCUAAAGUUUGCAAUUCUGCGGAAAACAAAAAGCUGCAAAAUUCAUUCCGGGCUAUAACCAGGGACCCGGUUCUCGAAAGGCCUGGUAAUGUUUGGUGUUAGGGCGGAAUAGCAUCAGAUAAACAUGAAAAUUUGGUUCAACAUUUUCAAGUUCCAGUCCACGUCUAUUCUUGCCAUCCGUAGCAACAGUCGACAGAAGACAAUCUCGAUGCCUGAACAUAGUCUUCAAUUAGAAAACAAUGAAAAGACAGCCGCAAUUAGCGACGUCACCACUGGUUUUUCCGUUAAAUGACUGUAAUGACUUCUGAGAAACGAGCGAAGAAAUUCCAUACUGAUGGCGUGUUACUACCCAGAUCAGGGAAGUGCUUCUGAUUGGUUCAAGCAAAUUUCUCACGCGGCACGACCAAUUAGAAGCACUACCCAGAUUUGCAUGGGUAGUAACGCGUCAUCAGUAUGACGUCAUCAGUAUGGAAUUUCUUCCGUCACUGCUCCUCAAACGUCAAUUCGUGGGGAAACCAGUGAUAGCGUCGCGAAAUUGACUGACUUUUUAUUAAGACUCAUUGCAGCAAUAUACAGAAUGGCUGAAUUACAGAGCUAUUUACAAAACAUAUAAUACUAAAAUAUAAUACAAUAAUCGCGCUCUGAUUGGCCGAGAGGAGUGUUUGCAUGAGAGUAUGUAAACAUGGUUGUGGCGUCAAGUUGUUUGGCUUUUCGCGCGCUAAUCACGCAAUCACGAAUUUGAAAAAGUUUUCGAGUUCAAAACUCGGCAAGUUUCCUUUAUUUAGCCAUUCCUUCGUCGGCUGAAACAUGGAAAAUCGUUACAAAGAAGGUGAGUCAAUUUUUCUUCGCUUAAGCUGACAUUUUAAGCGACAAAAAUCAGUAUUUUGCAAAGCACUUUUUGCAAAACAAGAGCUGAUUACGUGUGCAAGACUUCGUGGACAAGAUUUUGUGACUGGUAAGAAUUUCUCUUUUAACCAGUGCCAUACAAAGAGUUUUGCGUUUUUUUGUCGGGAAAGUUAUUUUAUAAAAGCAAUAGAAACCUUUUUUCUUGUGUUUUUCCCGCCCAAUCCAUUUUUUUGAGAGAAAAGCCCUGGGGACGAGGUUGGUGUUUGCAUAGCCGGUUAUAAACACUCGAAGCGUUGGGAGAAUUCGAGACAGUUAUGCAAACCCGAGACGAAGUCGAGGGUUUGCAUAACUGUCUCGAAUUCUCCCAACCCCUCUCGUGUUUAUAUCAGGCUAUGCAAACACGGAAAACGUUUUCUAUUGCUUAAUUAGUACUCAUUACCGAAAUACAGUAGAACCCAAUAAUAUAACUUUUUCUCCAUGAAAAUUUGACCUUAGUCACCGGUUUAGUGUCCUAUCUCCCUCCAAGUCGAGGGCUGUAAGGCUCAACUUUUGCGAGGCCUAAAUUAGAGAGCUUUAGAUUCUAUGACGAGUACGACUACGGGAACGAAAUUUCCUCAAUACCAAGUAGUGCGCGCGCGUGAACCAGCGUCAUUUUGGCGGGAAAUCUUGGUAGCCGUCGUCAUUCUGCUACGAGGUUUAGCGAGAAUGUCGCAAUCAGGAAACUAGAUUGUCAAGAAGUUAGAAGUUUUAUCAUUUUACAAUCGAGAGAGGGCUUAACCUCCUUCAAUAUAGCCGGAUGAGUAACAGUGUUAUCUUUUCUAAUAAAAAAGUAACGUACAAUGAAGCUUCCCGGGGUGUCUAUUUUUUGAGGAUACCCGAAAAAACUUUUAGUUAAAUCUCGUUCUCGUAGUAGUUCUCGUCCUGGAAUCUAAAGUUCUCUAUUUUCUGAGUUCGCAUCCAGCCUAAACGCAAUGCAACCGCGUUGUACUCAGUGUGCCCUACGGUUCCCUACUGAUAUAUACAGCUAUUUCGAGAAAGGUCGUCGGAUAAAGUGCACGCGACAACUCUCAAAGGUAUUGUGGGUGGUUUUAAGUGCACUGUUUUUCAAAGAAAUUUGAACGAAUGGCAGGAGAUGCCAUGGACGUAUGUCUGCGAGUGCUAAAGGAAAGCAAUAAAAGUAGGUUCGACAGCUACAGUCUCAGGAACAGUGUAUUGAACAUAUCCCAUAUAACCUUUCGGGAUUGUCGCGUGCACAUUUUUCCGACAACAAUUUCUCGAAAUAGCUGUAUAUAGAAAAAAAAAACUUGAAAAACUCGUCCGUUCUUUUUGCGCCAGUUUGGUGAUCAAGAAAUCCUUGGCGAUGAAUUUCGAUGGCAGAAGUAUUUCAAAUAGAAACUGCUCAGUAAUUUGUUUACCCACGAAACCCUUAGGAGUUUUUAAGAACCCGUCCUGUCAGCUUCAAAAUAUAAGCGAAAAUUAAGAGAACAUUUUCAAAUCCGUUUAUGACUUGAGUUUCGUUUUCUAUUGAACAGCAAGCACGAAGAGUGAUCCUAGCGCACAAUGCAUCCAAACCCUUGUUUUUAUACCUUCCAUUUCAAAGUGUGCAUGGACCAUUAAGCGUUGAUCUAAACUACGAACAGAAGUAUCGAGGAAUUCGCAACAAGGCGAGGCGAACUCAUACUGGCAUGGUUGACAUUUUGGACGAAGCGGUAGGAAACGUCACAGAAGCUAUGAAAGAGGCGGGGUAAGUCGUCAACAGUAUAAGUUCGUUAAUAGAGACUUCUUACAUUCUCAGGCAAAGACGCCUACCAGGACAAGGUUUUAGUGCGCGCGCAGGAACCAGAGUGGCGGGAAAACUUGAUAGCCAUCAUCAUUCUAUUACGAAGUGUACUGAGCGAAAUUUUGCAAUUCUGCGGAAAACAAAAAGCUGAAAUAUUCAUUCCGGGCUAUAACCAGGGACCCGGUUCUCGAAAGGCCUGGUAAUGUUUGGUGUUAGGGCGGAAUAGCAUCAGAUAAACAUGAAAAUUGGGUUCAACAUUUUCAAGUUCCAGUCCACGUCUACUCUUGCCAUCCGUAGCAACAGACGACGGAAGACAAUCUCGAUGCCUAAACACAGUCUUCAAUAACAAAACAGUGAAAAGACAGCCGACAAUUAGCGACGUCACCACUGGUUUUUCCGUUAAAUGACCGAAAUAACGUCUGAGAAACUAGCGAAGAAAUUCCAUACUGAUGACGUUUACUACCCAGAUCAGGGAAGUGCUUCUGAUUGGUUGAAGCAAAUUUCCCAUUCGGCACGACCAAUUAGAAGCACUACACAGAUUUGCAUGGGUAGUAAUGCGUCAUCAGUAUGACGUCAUCAUUAUGGAAUUUCUUCCGUCACUGCUCCUCAGACGUCAAUUCGCGGGGAAACCAGUGAUGGCGUCGGGAAAUUUCGUUUGUUGUUUUAGCUUUUUAGAAAGAUAGCAGAUAGCUUGACAUAGUCCCCUAAACAACACUUCUUAUGAAAAGGUUGUACUUCUUUGCUUUCGUUUCAGUUUAUGGAACGAAACCUUGACGAUUAUAACUACUGAUAAUGGUGGCAAUCCUGAUAAAGGUGGAUACAACUGGCCCCUCCGGGGACAGAAAGACAGCCUCUGGGAGGGAGGGGUCAGGGGAGUUGGUCUAGUUCACGGAAGGAUGCUUCAAAAGACUGGGGUUAAGUACAAGGAGCUCUUUCAUGUCACUGACUGGUAUCCGACUCUUGUUAAUCUUGCA